UGACGAUAUUUUUUGUGCAGCAUGUACGACUAUUUUUUAUGUUUUCUUCAAGCUGAAGGAGCAUGACUCAUUUCCACUCCAUUACUGAUUUUUCCCUCUGCUAGUUUAUUUUCAAAUUAUGUUAUCUACUACAAUUUUUACUAAUUUUCCUUGUUUGUUUGAAAUAUGAUUAGUGAGAAGCAGUCACUCUAACCGGGGCCAUGGCUCCGUUCCGUUUGAUCGCUCUGCUGCUCAGCCUGUCGGCGGCCGCGGCCCUCAACUUCACUUCCGUGUACGAGUGGGACCAGUUUGAUUUCAACUGGUCCUCCUCGGACGAUCUCAAGGGGACAAGGAAUUUCGAACCCAAUCAAAUUUAUCCCUUAUACCUGGCUGUGUCCGGGCAGAGGUUGUUCUUGAGCCUUCGCCCGGUCAAGUACGUCCCUGCGUCCCUCGCGUGGCUGCCAACUCAGGACGCAACCUCGUCGCAUCCCAAACUCAGUCCUUAUCCUUCGUGGGCCAUGACGGGUAUGGAAUCCUGCAAAGCAGUUCAAAGUGCCAAGGGAAUCGCAACCGACAACAUGGGACGACUCUGGGUCCUAGACAACGGCCACCUAAAUUGCCAACCAAAGCUCUGGAUUUUUAAUAUGGCCGACGAUUCCGUUCACCUGCUCCACGAGUUUCCGAAUAGCCUCGUCUCCGCCAAAUUUACCAGCAGGAAUCUAAAUGACUUGGCUAUCGACGAGACAAUUCGGGACAACCUGCACGCCUACUUCUCCGCCACCAUUUCUGGCACCGAUCACCUUUUCGUCUAUAGACUGAAGGAAAAUCAAAUUCGGCUCGUUGCAACACAGAAAAUCCAGAUUUUUUCCCUCGCCUUCUCCCCUAUGAGACAACGUCUUUACGUCAGCGGUGCCAAUAAUCCCUCUACACUGUACUCCAUCUCGACCCCAGACCUCAGGGCUGGAGUAAAUUCUGUGUCCCUCGCGCGAGUAGGAAACAAGAUGGCUCCAUCUCACAGAAUGGCUAUGGAUGGCAAAGGGGUUCUUUACUCUGACCUCAUUUCACCGAAAGGUUUAUUUGUGGCGACUUGGAACACGAAUUUAUCCUUCAAGGAAGAGCGAAUCUAUCAGGGUGAUGGUCUCUACGAAAAAUGGCCUUUUACUUUCGCUUUUGACGCACAGGGUGAUUUUUGGAUAACGCUCAGGUAUAAUUCGGUCAAGCCAACUUUCAAGCUUCUCAAGUAUAAAUUCAGCACAUCUCAAGGUUGUGAUGGGAGGAGAUCUUGCGUGACCGUUGGCAGUACAACCACCCCCGCGCCACCCACAACCAAAAGAAUUCCGAGAACCACCACAUCAAAAAAGUAUCAAACACUUGUAGCCAGAAUUUCCACCAAAACACCCGUAACGGACAAAGUACCAGAACCACCAGCAGAACUUAAAAAUUCAAAACGAGAAUCAAUUUGGAUCAUAAUUUUGAUCUGCUCGAACGUCUUCACCUUGAUCUUUUGCGGAUUGGUCAUUCUGUGUCUUUGCAAGCGUAUGAAAACGCCAUCUAGCGAGCCGCAACCAUUAUUCAACAUGGCUUUCCGGAAACACCAACACAAGACGCACUCGAUCCUCAGCGACGAGAUCGUCGCCGAACCAAUUGCCCCAGUGCGGGACCAAAGCCCCACCCCGGACUAUGAAAACACGGCUCCAGCCGCUUCUUCUUCCGGUAAAUUUAGGCCUUAUUCAACUUCGGAUUUGUACGAGGAAGUUCAGAACCCUUUCCCGGAGGAGGAGAUUUAUCAGAACACCCAGCAAAGCCGGAUGUAAAAGUCUUGAGGCUUUUUUAUUUAUAUGAUUUUGAGUGUGUUCUUUGAAGCUUUUGAGUUCUUUGCACUUUUCAGACUUAUAUUAUCUUUUUUAUAAAAUCACCGGGGUCCAGUAAUUGGAAAAUAGACCGUUAGAUGGCUUAUCAGGCUGAUGGAAAUGUAAAAAAAUACGCGGGAAGGAAAUUAUUAGGUCGGCACGCCCCUUUUUUGACGCUUCUGAAUGGCCUCCAUGAUUUGGACGCCAUAUUGACUCCUGACUGGCGGGAAUCAGCACAGAUCGCAACCCGGUGGGAAUUACGACUGCGCAGAAGGUUUUAUUUAGGGUCAAGCAUGCGCAGUAAUGAGUUUCAGGCUCCCUGUGAGAUAAAGAAGCGAUCUAAACAUACUGCGCAUGCUUAAGAUGCGCA
Molecule: messenger RNA, 2199 nt
Organism: Cloeon dipterum
Lineage: Eukaryota; Metazoa; Arthropoda; Insecta; Ephemeroptera; Baetidae
Product: major royal jelly protein 1-like
Exons: 4
Coding region: 201-1793 (530 amino acids)
Source: RefSeq, a predicted model, not a curated record